Molecule: messenger RNA, 1124 nt
Organism: Telopea speciosissima
Lineage: Eukaryota; Viridiplantae; Streptophyta; Magnoliopsida; Proteales; Proteaceae
Product: loganic acid O-methyltransferase-like
Exons: 3
Coding region: 21-1124 (367 amino acids)
Biological process (GO): methylation
Molecular function (GO): S-adenosylmethionine-dependent methyltransferase activity
Source: RefSeq, a predicted model, not a curated record
GAGAGAGAGAAAGAUGGAAAAUGAAGGGAACAAACCAUCGUCUGAAGUAUUUUGCAUGUAUGAAUGGGGGAGAUGGCCCUUACAGCUACACCAAGAACUCUAUCUACCAGAGACAAAUAACAAACACCUCGAAAGCAAGAAUAAGUAAGGCAGUUGCUGAGAAGCUUGACAUAAAACACCCUUCUUUUACCAAUAGCAAGUUAUGCAUAGCUGAUUUGGGCUGUUCUGUUGGACCCAAUACAUUCAUAGCCAUCCAAAAUAUUGUUGAAGCUGUCAUGCUCAAGUAUCAAUCAGAAGGCCGCCUAAGCUCUAAAAUCCCAGAAUUUCAAGUUUUCUUCAAUGAUCUCAUCUCAAAUGAUUUCAAUAAACUCUUCGCUUCUCUUCCUGUUGAUAGCCAAUAUUUUGCAGCAGGUGUGCCUGGUUCUUUCCAAAAUCGCUUAUUCCCCAAGGCCUCUCUCCAUUUAGUGCACUCAUCAUCUUCACUUCACUGGCUCUCUAAGGUGCCUAAAGAGGUGUUAGAUAAGGACUCUCCUGCAUGGAACAAAGGGAAGAUCUAUUAUGAAAGCUCACCAAAAGAAGUAGUUGAGGCUUAUUCAUCUCAAUUCGCCAAGGAUAUUGAGUCCUUUUUGUUGGCUAGAGCUGAAGAGCUUGUACCUGGAGGUUUGAUGAUACUGAUCUUGCUAGGUUCUCACCCUAAUGGGGUUCCCUAUUCCCGAACAUUUUUUGGUGUAGUACUUGAUCUUUUGGCAUCUAGCCUCAUGGAUAUGGCCAAGAUGGGAUUAGUCAAUGAAGCUAAGGUGGACUCCUUCAAUGUGGCUGCAUACAACCCAAGUUUCCUAGAAUUGGAGGGGUUGUUGACAAGAAGUGAGUGUUUUAGCAUUGAGGGAAUGGAGCUAGUAAAUGUAGAUCUCCUGACAGGAGAUGUUGAGCCUAGUGCACAAAUGACUGCAAUGCACAUGAGAGCUGCAACAGAAGUGCUUAUCAAGGAACAUUUUGGAAGUGAUAUCAUAGAUGAGCUAUUUGACCGGUUCACUGUGAAAAUUGCACAAGAUACUCUAUUCUUGAAUGUGGGUCACAAGUACUUGCUCCAAUUGUUUGUCAUUCUCAAGCGCAUCACUGAUUAA